This is a messenger RNA of Naegleria fowleri, 714 nucleotides long. RefSeq lists its product as uncharacterized. The transcript has a single exon. The coding region runs from base 1 to 714 and encodes 237 amino acids. The record is from RefSeq and is a predicted model, not a curated record. Lineage: Eukaryota; Heterolobosea; Eutetramitea; Acrasida; Naegleriidae.
AUGCUCACUCGCCAACCAUCGAUGGCCACUCAGCAGCAACCGACGCAUCACUCCAACAACAACAACAACAACAGGCGAACACAACAAAAUAUGGCGCAAGACGACCGUGAUCUCUCAGGAGAACCAUCAAAUCAUUAUCCGAAUAAUAAUAAUAAUAAUAUUGUUCAUCACAUUCCACCACCAAGACAACCGUUGGGAGGAUAUUAUUACGGUUAUCAAAGUAGUCCUCGAGGAGGAGGAAGAGGAGGAACAUUGGACACGACGACGAGUACUAGUCUUGGUGAUCAUCAUUAUCCACCACCUCCGAGCCAUCAUCAAUAUCAACAACAACAUGUUCAUCCUUCUUUCCAUCCUUCAUCCUAUUCCGAGCAUUACAAACCCUAUAGUAAUAGUAGUCAUACCUCCACGAGUGGUGAAAGAGGCUUUAGAAAGUAUGAUUCAUCCUCCGAACAUCAAAAAAAAAGAAAUUUUGAUCAUUACACUAGAAAUACUUCUUAUGGAGGUAAAAACAAGUACAGAAAGAAUGAUAAAAGCGGACCUCCUCCUCUUGAUUCUAAUACUAUCCAUUUAAAGGCUAACGAUGAUAAGGUUCCACUCCGAAAUGGAAUUCCAAUUUGGAAUUUUUCAAUCGACCAUUCUCAAUAUGAUAUUAAAUCCAAUGGAGAGGAACAACGAAAAGAUUCUUUCAGAUCAAUGCCAAAGAAGGAACUCUAG